GCCCAAUUUUCUUACUCUCUAAAGAUAGCAGCUAACUUUGAGGUCAAGAGAGAGAGAGAGAGAAAAGACUCAAGAGAGAAUGAUUAGAGCUGAUAAACAUGUGAUGAGUCUUUCAGCUUUACAACACACUUCCAUCUUCUAAACUAAAGCUUAGAUAUGAAGAUGGAGAGGAGUCAUGAAACGAUGAUGACCAGAAUCCCCACUUCAGAUCCUCACAAUACCACUUCAGAUAUAAUGGACUCAGUCUGGAAACUUUAUGACAACCCUUACUACUGUUGUUCACAGUCUCAAGAGCAUCAACACCAACGCAAGUCUUUUAUUUGGGAUCUAAAUUUCAUAAGAGUCUUCAUGGAAUCUGAACUAGAGAAAGCUAGAGCCGAGAUCAAGGGGUUGAAGGCAGAGCUGAACUACGAGAGAAAAGCUCGAAGACGGGCAGAGCUGAUGAACAUGAGGCUGGCCAAAGAUGUGGAGGAUGAGAGAAAGGGUAGAGAAGCUGAGGAGAUGCAAUACAAGCGGCUCUUAAAGGAGAGAUCAUCUGAGAAAGCAGAGAUGGUUAGGAUGAGACAAGAAGUUGAGGAAGAGAGACAGAUGCAUAGGUUGGCAGAUGUUCUGAGGGAAGAGAGAGUUCAGAUGAAACUGUCGGAUGCAAGGCUUUUCUUGGAGGAGAAGCUAUCUGAGUUAGAGGAGUCUAAUAAAGAAAGAGACAAGGAGAGGAACAUGAUCAUGAAAACAAAGAUACUGGAUAGAGCGAGUAGUACACCUGCGAGUGGGAGGUGUGAGAAUCCGCACAUAAAGAGAGGGAUCAAAGGGUUUGUGGAGUUCCCUAGAGUUAUGAGAGCAAUAAGAUCAAAAAGUGAGAAAUGGGGUUCGAAGAUCGAGUGCCAGAAGGUUCAGCUCAAGACUCUUCUCAGACAAAAGACCACUCCAAGAUGUGCUUCUAUUCACUCAUCUGCUUGAUACUGUAAAAGCUUAUAUUCCCUCUCAUUUGUAUCUGAAUAAUCAACAUCUAAGCUGGAAGCUGUACUGUUAAGGACACUCUUUGUUUGUACUAAUAUUCAGUGGAUUUUGCAACAUGAAGCUAA
Molecule: messenger RNA, 1082 nt
Organism: Brassica napus (rape)
Lineage: Eukaryota; Viridiplantae; Streptophyta; Magnoliopsida; Brassicales; Brassicaceae
Product: protein BRANCHLESS TRICHOME-like
Exons: 2
Coding region: 157-957 (266 amino acids)
Source: RefSeq, a predicted model, not a curated record